UGCCAGGAUGGGUAUAACUACAAACUGUUCUACAGCGUAGACACGGAUAACUUGAAAGCCGUAAGCAAAGAUUCUGACACUGCCUUCGAAAUGCACCUGGGCAUACAAGCUACCAGCAAUGGGCAUAUACUAUUGUCCCCUGUCCUGAGGCCAGGGUACAACGACCCUGUGUAUGAGAUUGUGGUCGGCGGCGGCGGUAACCAAUUCACUGAACUAAGGAGGAACUUGAAGAGAAAUGCCCGCAACUCGGUCAAAACACCAAGAAUAUUAUCCAGUUUUGAAGUCCGAGGAUUCUACAUCAAGAUAUCUCAUGAUGGUCUAAUAGAAUUUGGCAAGGAAGGCGAAACUCUACCUCUGCUGCAGUACAAUGAUAUUAACCCUCUUGAAAUUAAAUACUUUAGUUUCGCUGCGUGGACGGGCGUUGAAGCUAAAUUCUUGUACGACUGUCCAAUACCCACUGGUGGAUCUUCGCCCAACUCUAAAGAGAUUGAACCUUCAAUGUCAAUAUCUGAUCAGCUGAAGAGGACUCUUCUGUUAUAUCGGUUGCCAUGGAUACCCCCAAAACCGACCAUGGAUGUAAAAGUAGGAAUUAAAGUGACCAAUGUAAAAUAUGAUCCGUUUAUUUCGAAACUCAGCACUUCGAUGUCUAUUGUCACUAGUUGGACUGAUGAAAGCAUGUCGUGGUACUCAGGCAAAUAUGGAAACAUUACAAGUCUCAAGUUUCGACAAGGACAGAUAUGGAGACCUAAGUUUUAUAUUUUUAAUUCUGACAAGCAGAUGCCACUCGAAGCAAUGUAUUCAGAUUUAGUCUCAAUGGCGAACACUGGCGAAGCGACCUUUCAUUUCCAAUCCACGGUUUCCACUUGGUGCGUCGAUACACCACCCGGCUACAGCAAGUGGCCACGUGACGAAUACUUGUGCUCUAUAGUAAUUCAACCGUGGGAAGCACACGAAAAGAUCUCAAUAGACAUUAUUGAACCAAAUAAUAGCAAAAUGCACAUUUUUUCAGAUGUGGAUAAACAAAUUGAAAAUCAAUGGGAAGUGAGUAUAAAGCAAUUGGUGAUAAAGCCGACGGUAUGGAACCAAGUUUAUAUCAGUGAUGACAACGAAACACAUCAGAGUGAUCGACUUAUACUCAGCCUACAAUUGAAAAGAAGAGCCACUGCUUUCAAUAUUGUAUUCUAUACUCCUUUAUUGGUACUCUUGAUGUUCGUUCUAAUGUCGUUUUGGAGCGAACCUCUGACUAUGGAAAGGAUUUGGUUUCUCGCUGGAUGUACCAUUGUAAUUACUAUGGGACUCUGCUAUAUGGACUUCUUAAUACCUUCACACUUGAUACCUUCUAUCCUGAUAUUUUAUACUACAGUUUUAAUGGGCGUACUGAUAGCGCUACUGAUUCAAGCACUGCUAAUAACAGAUGUAUUUGAAAAGUUCCGUAACUUAGCAUUUGUGCAGAAGAUUUUGAAUGCACACGUAUUUAGAAUAAUUUUCUGGCUACCAGCAUACACGAAAUCAUCAAACAGGAACGGAGGAUACUCAUUGCAAGAAGAUGAAGAACCACAGUCUCCGAUAACAAGAGGUGAUGUAGAAGAGAUGGAGAAAGAAACGCCAAGGACAUGUGGAGACAAGAAAGAGUUAGCGGAAGUUAUAGACAAAAUUAUGUUCGUGAUUUACUUCGUUACUUUCAUUUCUAUGUUAGCUGCACAUUACUGAGUAUUUUUUGGCGUGUUGAGUAAAGAUU
Spodoptera exigua (beet armyworm) is the source of this 1738-nucleotide messenger RNA. The record is from the annotation of a GenBank genome assembly. NCBI's taxonomy places the organism in Eukaryota, Metazoa, Arthropoda, Insecta, Lepidoptera, Noctuidae.